CUCCGUGUUCCCUCUUCUUCCUAGCGCAGCAGGAGCCCCGUGCUGUCCCCCAGAAGGCUCUUUAUCAAUUGCAGCAGGGGGGAGCGGGGCUGCUUGAAAUCGAAGCUGACGCUCUCUCUCAUCAACGUAAUCUGCAGGAAGCAAUGAACUCGACGACGGCGGCGGGCCAUGCUUUCAGUCGUUUGCCAAUGUGUCCACUAUCGUCGUCUUCGUCUUCCCAUUCCGCUUUUCUGCCCCUCGCCGACGCCGCCACUUGCACUGCGGAUGGUGGUGGGCCCAUGGACGCCAUUGGAGGCUGGGCCGUCGUUUAUCGCCUCCUCUCGGAGGUGUUCAUCUUUGUACUGAUACUGCAGCUAUUCGGACUCGCGGUAUCCACACACACACACACACAGGGUGAGACAUGCUCUGACUUUCCCCCUAAGGCUUCCCAUUUUUGCAGCUUGUCCUUUAUCGCAAUGCUCGCCAUUUCUGUGACAAGGGGCGGAAGACAUCGCAACAACAGCAGCAGACGCAAGAGGAGGAGCAGACUGUGCCGCCGCCUGCCCAACCCCAGCGACAACAGCAACAGCAACAGCAAGACCAGACCCCCGCUGCCAACGCCACCCCAGCUGCCCACCAUUCUUGCCCUGCCGCACCAGCCAAACCAGUGUCGUCCCACCCCGCCCCUCCUUCGCCGUGCCCGAGGGUGCCCGACCCCCAGACACGAUCCACCACGGUCACUUCAGAGGGCAAGCAAGACGGCGACGCCUCUCCCAAGUCAGCCGGUGGGUCACCGCUGCUGAGGAGCCCACAGGGCAGUAGUGAGUGCCUACACGCCGCACCUCAGCCUCAGGUGAUUCGGCCGGCAUUCCCCGUCAAAGCGCCUGUCCCUGUGGCUUCGGCUAUGGUUGCACCGAGCCAACCGCAGCCACCACAGCCGAUGAGAGGGCGAGAUGGUGGAGAGGAUUUGUUUCUGAAGGCGGCCAGGAGAUUGGCCGAUGAGGAGAGAUAUCAUGAACUCUGGGAGCUGUGGAAGGGCCUCCCGACGCUCAGCCAGAUCCCCAGCAAGAAGAACGCUCUCGAUUGGUUCGUGCUGCUGGCCGAGGCGACUUGUGCUGGUGGUGGGGUCACCCCUGAUGGCCGCAUGAGCGGCCGCAUGACGCCGUCGCGCCCACCGGAGGCCAUCGACAUGGGCGAGCUGGAGACAGCUUUUGUGCCUGCGGAUCGUCCGAGGGCUGACCUGAUUCGGCUGCUCAAGGCAGCUGAGACGCUGCUGGCCCAUGAGAACAACGUGGACGCGCGUCAGCAACUCUUCGCCUCCAUGGUGGCGAGCCUCGCGCGGCUGGGCCAGCACAGCCGUGUGGCCGACCUGUUGCUGAUGGCCACCCACCAGUCGAUCCUCAUCCCCUCAUCCCUCAGCCCCCGCACCCUCCUGGCCCUCAUGACCGCCCUCGGCGAGACAACCCGCAUCGACGCGGCCGGGACGGUGUUUGCCAUCGCCAGCAGGAGGCCGGACAACACCCUCACAGAGGCCUUCGUGCUGUCGUAUGUCAAGUGCUGCCUUGCCAGUGGGGCGGCUCAGCGUGCUGAGGAGGCGGUGAGGGUGGCGGGUCAGCGGGGGUGCGCCACCAGCCGGGUGUUCCAGACCUUGCUGCGGCACUAUGGCAAGAAGGAGAACUGGGGUACUGUGCUGAAGCUAAUACGGCAGACGCCACCGUCUGCUUGUUUUGGUGUGGGCGUCAAGAGAAAUUUGCUGCUCAAGAUCGCAAGCGAGAGGGGCGACGUGGAAGAGGCGGAAAAGGUUCUCAGGGACACGGAGAGCCGAAGUGAGUCACUGGGAGUGACACCACAGAGAUAGAGACACGAUGGCGUUUGAUGUGCCUGUAUGUAUUUGUUGCACACAGAGGCCGAGUACGAUGAGUACACGUACUUCCAUCUGCUGAAGCUCUAUGCAUCGACGCACCACCAUGCCAGGAUGGAGGCGCUGCAGCGAGAGAUGGCCGCCAAACACAUCCGGCCAUCCACUGCCUGCUUUGUGGUCCUAAUCGACUAUUACUUCCGGUGGGGCGACGUCGCGUCGGUCUUGCGGAUAUUUCGGGAGGCCAAGUCGGCGGGCCGCACCAAUCUGACCCUGUACGCGCAGAUGGUUCGUCACUUCACGUAUCUGGGUCAGCUGGACCAGGCCAUGAGCCUGUUCUCCGAGAUGAACAGCCACGGAUACGCCGACCUGGGGGUCUACACGCUUCUCGUCUGCAAGCUGCACGAGGCCAACCGACGACAGGACGCCCUCAGGGUGGGUGAGACCACUGACACAAACACACACACACACACCACACACACACACACCUCUGACAAAUACGGCAGUGGAUGUCUCCUUUCGCUCCUUUCGUCUUGUGUGUGCGUGUGUGCGUGUGUGUGUGUAGGUGCUGAAAGACCAGCGGCCUCGCGUGACGGGGCCCCGUGGCCCUCUGAACAGAGAUAGCGGUCAGCAGCAGCAGGGGAUAGGGGGUGGAGGGGGGGCAUCCUCAUCGUCGUCGGAGGGAGGGUGGAUAUCGAGCUACAUGGCGUUGAUGCGGUGUGCCGGGCAGCUUGGGGCGCUGGAUGUGGCCUUCGAUCUGUUCGACAGCUACUGCAGGAGUGGGGAGAGCCCCGACUCGCUCAUGUACAAUUGUCUCUUGGACGCCUGCGUGACGUGCAAGGCCCCCCAGAGGGCCAUCGACUUCUUCAACAAGAUGAAAACCUCACAGGUUCGUCCACUCCACACACGCCUCGUGGUUAGUCGCUGUGCUUUUGGUUUCAUCUGUGUCUACGACGCUCAGGUGCGUCCCGACUGUGUGACGUACAACACGAUGAUCCGGGCCUACAAUGUUGCAAAGGUAUAGGACGUCCGACCGCAUCGGUCUGUAAUGUCAGCUGGGCCACUUGAACCGACCUUCUUGUAGCACCUGGAUGGUGCCUUUGGCCUGUUGGAGGAGAUGAUGGCCAAGGGGACGCAUCCCAACGUCGUCACCUUCAACUCACUCAUUCACGCGUGUGUCAUGAACAGAAACAACGACAGUAGGCACAUCCACACACACACCACCGACAGUCAAACCUCCAUAUCUGUAUGUGUCUGCCUGUGCAGAGGCGUGGCGUGUGUUGCCUUUGAUGAAGACCUCUGGCGUCGAGCCCGACAGCGUGACCUACUCGACCCUCAUCAUCGGCAUCAAAAACGACCGCACGGGCGCCACACUCGCAAGGGGCUUCUCAUGCCUCGACCAGCUGCUCAGCACAGACAUGCAGCCUGACGAGGCAAGGCACACACACAACAUAGAGAGACACACACAAAAGGAUGCCCAGAUGUCCCUCCGUCUGUGUGCUUUGUGUGUACAGGUGUUGUUCAAUUCGUUGAUGGAUGCGUGUGUGCAUUUCGGCGAAAUCCGCAAGGCCGAGACGGUCUUUCAGCGCAUGAUGGCCAGCGGCAUCUCGCCAUCCACAGUCGCAUAUGGCAUACUGAUGAAGGUGACCUGACCCUCCCAACCGCAAGAAAAAUUGCGACAAUGCAUUGUCUCUCUCUCUCUCUCUCUGUGUGUGUGUGUGUGUGUGUGUAUGUUUGUGUAUGUGUGUGUGUGUGUGUUUGAUAGGGUUAUGGUGUGGUUCGUGAUUUGCCCCGUGCGCUUCAGUGCAAGGGCGACAUGGAGGAGGCCGGCCUGCAGUCUAACGCCGUUGUUUACGGAUGCCUCAUCGACGUCGCACUCAAAGGCAAGCAGUCACAUGACAAGCCAAUGUGUUCUCUUCAUAUGGGUGUGGUUGAUUCACUGGCUCAGUGGGUGAGGACGCUGUGGCCGAGGGGCUGUUCGACGAGAUGCGCUCCCGGGGCAUCCAAGGGACGGUGGUCACCUACUCGCUCCUCAUCAAACUCUUCGGCAGACAGAGGAACAUCGACAAGGCCUUCGCGGUCCGUUCAUGACACACAGACACACACACAGACACACAUAGACAGGGAGAGAUUGCAUGUGUGUGUCGUGUGCAGGUGAUAGAGGAGAUGAAAUCUCAGGGUCUGUCGCCCUCGUCGGUGACCUACAACUCACUCAUGGACACACUCGCAAGAUGCAGAGACAUGAGGGUAUGUCAGUCACAACUGCCAACCAAGACGCACACACGCAGGCCUUCACCAAGUGCCCUUCUGCUUUGCUCUCUGUUCUCAGAGCGCCCCUCGUCUGCUGGCUCUGAUGCGGCAGGACAAGGUCUCGCCGGACCUCAUCACAUACAGCACCAUAUGCAAGGCAAGUCACACACAGAUGCGCACAUGCACCACCGGGGAAUCGUGUGUGCAUUCCUUGCUUCGAUCAGGGUUACUGCCACAACGGUGAACUGGAGCGUGCGCUGGACGCCUUCGCCGCCAUGAAGCACGAGGGCUUCAAGGCAGACGAGAUCAUCUACAACUCACUCAUCGACGGAUGUGCCAGAAGGGGAGACCUCAACACAGCCAAGAAGGUACGGUCUCUCCCCGGCCGCCCGUCCGUCAGUCAGCCCUGCCUGCUAUCUUGCCAAUGUGUGUGUGUGUAAUGCAUGUCUCACUCAGUUGGUGCAGGAGAUGCGUGGGGGCGGCAUCCAGCCCUCCAACGUGACCUACUCCAUCCUCAUCAAGACUUGCGGCGUGGCAAAGGAAAUCGACCACGCAUUCGACGUACCGAUGGAUGGAUGGAUGGAUGUGUGCAUGGUCAUUCAGGCAAUGGUCGGGUGUGUGUGUGGUGGUCAGGUGUUGGAGAUGAUGGAGGAGGACUGCGUGAGGCCUGGCAAAGUCGUGUAUACGUGCCUCAUACAGGUGACAGGGAGGGGGAGAGGGAGAGUAAGCGACACACAUGCACACACGAAUGGCUCGUGUCGGGUGUGUGUAGGCGUGUGUGUGCAACGGUCGUCUGGAUCGCGCGGUGUCGGUGUUCCACGACAUGCACGCCCGCCAGAUAUUCCCCGACGGCGUCACAUACGGCGCACUCAUCGCCGGCUGCAUUCAGGGAAACGACCUCCGACAAGGCAAACAACCCAUCUCAUCACACACAGGACGACGGCUGCUGACAUGGUUCCUUUCCCCUUGUUCUUCGUCGUGUGUUUCAGCUGUGGCUCUUACCGAGCACGCCUCCGCCCAGGGCACUCAGCUGACGACCCGCACCUACCAGCAGCUCCUCAGAUCACUCAAACGGGUGCGCACGUCUCAUUCACACACCCCACCCACGUGAAUGCAAUGCGUGUCUUUGCGUGUCUUUCCAUCGAUCAACCAGGCCAACAUGCUGCCCGAGUACCAGCGUGUUGACGAGCAGAUGGCCCGGGAGGGUGUGGACAACCGGCGGCUGCCGGACAGACCCACACAGCGCUUCGGCGACAAGAGCAGACACCAUAAUCAUGGGUUUGACAAUGACUGUGAGGAGGAUGCCGAUGAGUCAUACCAACAGCCAUACCCGUCUCAACCAGCACCGAACCAGGAGCCCCACCAGCAGUAUCAACAGCACCAUCAGCAUCCAUCGAGUGCUGCUGCUGGAGGUGGUGGUGGUGGUGGCGGGCCACACGUGCGGCGAAGGGCCGGGGGGCCGUACUGGAGACACAGAUAGGACUGAUUCAUUGCUGCUCCUGCUGCUGCUGCUGUCUUGCCAAAGUGCGGACGGACGGCUGUAUGUGCAUUUCUCUCUCUCGUCAGUCCGUCAGUGUGGCGUCACAGUCUUAGAGAGUGUCACUAGGGAAUAUAGGAAGAAUAAGUGGCAAGACCUCAUUCAUGCGCCUGAUCAGCAUUAAAUACGGUCUCCGAU
This is a messenger RNA of Vitrella brassicaformis, 5762 nucleotides long. The record is from the annotation of a GenBank genome assembly. Lineage: Eukaryota; Vitrellaceae.